Molecule: messenger RNA, 711 nt
Organism: Ichthyophthirius multifiliis
Lineage: Eukaryota; Ciliophora; Oligohymenophorea; Hymenostomatida
Product: phosphatidylinositol-4-phosphate 5-kinase, putative
Exons: 2
Cellular component (GO): cytosol
Source: RefSeq, a predicted model, not a curated record
AUGAAAACGAAAAUAAACUUCAAGGUUUCGGUUAAUUAUUAUCAAAUAAUUAUCUAUAUUAAGGAUUUUGGAAUAAUAAUAUUUUUUAAGGAUAAGGCUUUUUUAUUGAUUUAAAAGGUAAUUUUUUAAAAGGAACUUUUUAAGAAGGAAAACCAGAAGGAAAGUGUCUUAUAAUAAAAAAAGAAGGAGGAAAAUUUGAAGGAAUUUUGUAAAAAUACAUAUAUAUAAUUUAUAUUUAAAAUUAAUUAUUUUAAAAAAUAAAGUAAAGAUGGAUUAAAAAAUGGAUAUGGAGAAGAAGUUUCUAGUAAAGGAACUUAAUAUAAAGGAAAUUUUAUAAACGGAAAAAUGAAUGGCGAAGGAUAGUAUACAAUAUUAAAUUAAUAUACUUAUAUUGGCAAUUUUAAAGAUGGAUAGAUACAUGGUUUUGGUCAUUGUGUAUGGGAAAAUAAUAAAGUUUAUAAAGGAUCUUGGGAAAACAAUUAAAUGAUGGGAAAAGGGGAAUUUAUAUGGCCAGAUGGAAAAAAAUAUGUUGGGGAUUUUCUAUAUGAUUAAUUUGACGGUUUUGGAAUUAUUAAUUGGUAAAAUGGAAAUAAAUAUGAAGGAUAAUGGUAAUAAGGAAAAAUGCAUGGAAAAGGGAAAAUACUUACUUAUAAAGGUGAUAUUAUUGAAGGAAUUUGGUAAGAAGGUGUUUAUUAAUAAUAAUAAUAAUGA